Messenger RNA from Colletotrichum destructivum, 2180 nucleotides. Its product is annotated as Putative SPIN90/Ldb17, leucine-rich domain-containing protein. Gene Ontology annotation, cellular component: actin cortical patch. The transcript has 3 exons. The record is from RefSeq and is a predicted model, not a curated record. Gene Ontology annotation, biological process: actin cortical patch localization; endocytosis; actin cortical patch assembly. Bases 394 to 1881 code for a protein of 495 amino acids. Lineage: Eukaryota; Fungi; Ascomycota; Sordariomycetes; Glomerellales; Glomerellaceae. Gene Ontology annotation, molecular function: Arp2/3 complex binding.
CUACAUACCUUAUAGUAGGUACCUACCACAAGCGCUGGACCACCCCUCGGUCCCCUCCUUUCUCACGCCUCCACUGUACUGUGGGCGUGGCCAACCCAACCGCUCCUGCCCCUCCACGUCGACAGUCUGCCGUCCUUUUCUCCCCCACCUUUUGCUCUCUUGGACAUGACCUGACCUGUCUCGACCAGGAGGGGGGCCCUUGUUGUCCAGCCAUGUGUUGUAUCAAGUCCCAAAGAGUCGAAACUCCAGCCGGCCUCAUCUUCAUCCCACCGAAUAUUUGUUCUGCUUCCUCAUUUCCUUUUCCUAACCCAUCGUCUCUGCAGCGGUCGCUCUUCGCACUGCGCCAGUGAUGCAGAUCACUUCGCCGAUCUAUCCAAGGUGGUUUCUAGCAUCAUGGCCGAGUUUGACGUCUACGAGUCUCUCGAGACUCAACAUCAGUUUUGGGAAGAGCUUGACGACGUCGUCACGACCCAAUAUCAGUCGCACGAUUUGAUCGACGAAACCCUACGAGCUUGGCUAUACCUCACUUCGAGAUUCCGAGAAAAGUUCCCCGAAACCGAGGACGAUGUCGCUGUCUGCUGCGAGAAGUUACUGCAGUGCCAGCUGUUUCGAGACAACAAGGACUACAUCCGCACCCAAAUCAUCUACAGUUUGCUGCAGGAGGAUGACCCAGCAUCGCUACACGUUAUCGUACUCUUUCUGCUGCUCGAUGGCCAUGCCGAUGAGUCUACAUACUCCCGCAUGAUCGAGGAAGCGUGUUUCCCUCGCCUCCUCGAGCUGAUCAACGGUCGCAAAGAUCAGGAUCUGAGGCUGCAUCGUCUGCUUCUUGAGCUCAUGUAUGAAAUGUCACGAAUCGAACGCUUGCGCACCGCCGACUUACUCCAGGUCGACGACGGCUUCAUCGCCUACCUUUUCCAGAUAAUCGAGGAGCUCUCCAAUGACGUUCACGACCCGUACCACUACCCUAUUAUUCGCGUGCUGUUGGUACUGAACGAACAAUACAUGCUCGCUUCUACCGACGUUGCCGCCGAUCCUACGUCUCCCACAGCCCCCCUUACGAACAGGGUCAUCAAGUGUCUAAGUCUACAUGGUGACUCGUUUCGCACAUUCGGAGAGAAUAUCAUUUUGCUGCUGAAUCGCGAAACCGAGACGUCUCUGCAGCUACUGAUCCUCAAACUUUUAUAUCUCUUAUUUACAACCAAAGCCACAUACGAAUACUUUUACACGAACGACCUCAAGGUUCUCCUUGACGUUAUCAUUAGGAACCUCAUGGACUUGCCGGAUGAGAAGAUAUCGCUUCGUCACACAUACCUCCGAGUCCUGUACCCGCUUCUGGCGCAUACACAGCUGAGCCGCCCGCCGCACUACAAACGCGACGAGGUCCUCAAGGUCUUGAGGAUCCUGGGCGGUUUUGGCAACUCCCACUUUGCGCCCGCUGAUGAAACUACAGUUAGGUUGGUUGAUCGCGUCUCCAAAGUGAAAUGGCUUAUCGACCAGGAGCCUUCUGGCGAGGCUGAAGUGGCGAGGAAGUUCCUGGGCAUCAGUCUAUCUCGCUCGCAGACGGCAAGCAGCGUUAGCGUAGUUGAUGUCGCGGCCGUCAUGGAGAAACCUGGUGUCAUUACUCCGAGUCGGAAAGCCGAAGCAGAAGCGGAAGCCAAGCAAGGAGAAGAAAAUGCCGGGCGACUCGCAGUGCGGGCGAAGAAACCCCUGCCCGAAGUACCAAAACAUCGACACGGUAUUCCUGUCGGACCGACGUCGACGUCGACGUUGCAUUUGAAUGGACAUAGGAAGAUACCACCCAAAGCACCACCACCACGGCGGAGGACGAGGCUCAAACCCGUCGAAUCUGUGGCGGACGAUGCUCCCACGCCCCAAGUUUGAGAGAGCCAUACUUGAUGGCCCUGGUCCUGAUAGCCGAAGAGACUGAGGAUAUAAAACGGGACAGGCGUUUGCUCGAGUUGUCGACUUGAAUGGGAGUUGCACUUGAAAACAUGGAGAUGCAUAGCAAUCACGACCUUAUGGAUGGCGUCGAGCGUUCGGGUCACUAUCAUGGCAUAGCAAGGGCGUUUGGGUUCCGAGGGAUGACUACGUUCGGGCCCUGGGAAGGCGUGUCGCCUGUUGACCCUUCAUUCUAGCAGCUUGUCACAUAUACACAUUUUGAAUGGAUACGAUAAAUGCGC